This is a messenger RNA of Equus caballus (horse), 1377 nucleotides long. RefSeq names its product PDZ domain containing 9 (gene PDZD9). NCBI's taxonomy places the organism in Eukaryota, Metazoa, Chordata, Mammalia, Perissodactyla, Equidae. The record is from RefSeq and is a predicted model, not a curated record. Gene Ontology annotation, molecular function: protein binding.
GUGCGCCAGCUGCUCGCUCCUCGAGGGUUCCAGACAGUUGGGAGUUGGACCGACUCCAGCUUCCGCUCCGGGAGGCCCUGCUGAGCGGCCUGCCUUCCCGGGGCCAUGAAGAAGGCCUCUGUCAAAAGCAGAAAAGAAAAACAAAUCAGUCUCAAAAUCAAGACAUCUGAACACAAGUUGAGCAAAACUAAGGAGACCAAACUCACUGUGAGCAGCCUCGGUUUAGGCCUGAUCGUCAUCCAGCAUGGGCCCUUCCUCCAAAUCAUCCAUCUCAUCAAGAAGGGGGCUGCAGCCAGGGAUGGAAAACUCCAGCCAGGUGAUGUUCUGAUUAGUGUUGGCCAUGCCAAUGUAUUAGGAUACACUCUUCGAGAAUUUUUACAGCUUUUGCAACAUACCACCAUAGGAACAGUGCUAGAAAUCAAGGUUUACCGAGAUUUUAUUGACAUACCCCAAGAAUGGGAAGAAAUACAUGAUUUAAUCCCUGAGACCAAAUUCCCAGUAACAUGCACAACAAAGGAAACUGAGAAGGCAAAAGAGGACUCUUUCAAAAGCAGUGAUGACAAUGAAGAUGUAGUUUUAGAUAAAAAAUUUAAGUAUUAUAAAGGUCCCCGGUCCACUGGACAUCACACUGCAAAGACACCAAUGUCUAUCUCCAGAGAAUGGCAUGGAUAUAAAAAGAAGAACCGUACUAUUAGUGUAGGAAAGGACAUUAACUGUGACGUGAUGAUUCACAGAGAUCACAAGAAGGAAGUGAGAGCCCCUUCUCCAUACUGGACAAUGGUGAAGCAAGACAAUGAAAGCUCCUCCUCCUCCUCCUCUGCCUCAGAUGCAUUUUGGCUGGAAGACUAUGCCCAGGUUGAAAAGAGCAAGGGUCCACCUGUGCAAAAGUUGGUUAGGCAGUAGUUUGCAAAUCUGUGCUCAGAGGUGCAUUUCUCUUGAAAAUACUCAAUUUUCGUGCAUUGCCACGUACAGGUCAGCUAUACUUACAGGAGUAUGCGCAAACUUACCAACUCCCUUUCAUGACUGUGUUGUAAAGCUGUUGGAGACCUCCUUCAGCCUGAUAUCCAAAGACUUCCCUGGGGCCUCAAAGGCUUCACAAACUUUGCUAUUUUCAAAAUAGCAACAUCAUUCAGAUCAUUAAGACCCUCCUUUUGAGAAGAAUGUCUCAUCUUUUAGAAAAUGCAGCAGAGGAACCCAAUAUCAGAAUGUGUGAACAUAGUAGAGAAUUUCACUUUUUAAGGUAAGUACCACAUUUUUAUUUAGAUAUUUAGUUUCUCUUGUUUUGCAAACUUCAAGUGCCAUACUUAAAAGAAAUAAUAGAGAUAUAUUUUUUUGGCUAGUUGUUCACAUUAGGAUUUUUUUUCACUUUUCAGCCCU